AUGAGUGUCACUAACCUCGCAACUGCUCUCAUAGUAAUCUUCGUGGUAUUCGUCGUCGCUCUCGCCGGUCAAUUCCUCUACGUAAACUGGCGCCGUCGUUCCUUCCGCCGCCACACCUCCCAUCCUCCUCCUGUAAUUCGCAGCGGCAACCAAUCCCCUGAUUUUUCCACCGAUGACGCUGCAACCAAGGAGCUGCUCUACUUCUUCUGCUUGAAACCCCAUAUCCGCCAUGAUCUAUCGCCCAACAAGAAUACAGCUGGAUCAUUGCCGGACGAUCAGGUGGUUGACGUUUUUAAGCUGUUAGAAGCAAAUGGACCGGCCAAGUUUCUUUGUACGAUUAAAGAGGAAGRCAAAGACGAUGUCSAGUCAACUUCUGACGUUGACUUUCCAAACAAACCGGCUACAAAGGAUGUGUGCUUGCCGUCGUGUCUUCAGUUAGCGGAAGAACCCGUGGCGGAAGAGGAGGAGGAGGAGGAGGAGGUUGCUGUGACGGUCGACCGAGGAGACGCAGAUAUGAACACGGAAUUCUCGACGCCGUGUGACUCACCGUCGUUUUUUACACCUGCAGGAUCUCCGUCACGAGAUUUUAUGGAAACGAAGUUUGCUGUUCCCGUUCAUAUAACUGGGAACAUUGAUGACAGAUGA
Molecule: messenger RNA, 645 nt
Organism: Cynara cardunculus var. scolymus (artichoke)
Lineage: Eukaryota; Viridiplantae; Streptophyta; Magnoliopsida; Asterales; Asteraceae
Exons: 1
Coding region: 1-645 (214 amino acids)
Source: RefSeq, a predicted model, not a curated record